UGUAUGUUUCAAGGACCUCUAUCAAGAAUGGAAGAAAUGUUCGAUUGUUGCCUCGAUACAUUGCAUGUAGCCAUAAAUACCGUCAUAAAACAUUCGCUAUUACUCACACGCAAAUUGUCAUAUGAACAGCAAAAAGUAGAGAAGUAAAUGCGGAAAAUUGUAGAAAAUUUAAGCAGAAGUAGAUAGCAUAAUAACAAGAUCUUAAUUAGUCCUUAUUUUUCUUUGAAAAAUAUAAAACAGAAUUCGUCUGUUCGUUGAGUUAUUCGUGCAAAUCUUCAAAAAUAUUUAAUUACCGUAACUGGUUUGCAUCGAAACAAGUCAGUUAACCCUGUAUCAUACAACAUUAAAUAAUCUCGCGCAAUAUAUAUAUAAUAUAAAUAAUAUCGUGUUAUUAAAUCUUGAUAAAAGAGCAAAGUUAAAAUAUCUAACGUAAUAUUACUGCAUCAUGACCAUACAUGCGUGACGUGAAUAUUAACUUCAUUAUUAUGUACAUUCACGCACACGCAUGACAUGAUUUCUGUUCCGAGAAAUAUGCGUGCACAUAAAUCGUUUGCAACAGCCCUGAAACAAAUUAUUUCCGCCAGUGUUAUCUUAGCCAUUAAGUGCUCUGCGCAUUUAUCGUGUCUUGAAUUAAUGUUUAGAAGAAUGGAGACGUAUUUUACACAGAAGCUGUUCAUUAUACUUGUCAAUUGAAGCAUUAAUUUAUGUUUAAACGAGAAGCUAAACGUUAUCAUGGUUGGCGAAAAGGAUUGUUUCAUUAGAUAUGCAAAUAAUAAGCGGAAACGUUGCGCGUUAGCAGCAGUUAUGAAGUAAGAUGCCCCGUCAUCUUUGUUGCUUCAAGAUUGCGUCGCUAUUCGCUAUUCGUACAGAUAUUAGCAUACGCAAAUAUUGCGCCGAGAGCUAUUAAUAAUUCGAAAAAAUUUACGGAGCUUGAUACUUCCUCACCUAUACUCGUAUCAAUCAUUUACAUAUAAUUUAAUGCGGUAGAUAUGAAGAAUCAAUCGCGUACAUGCGAUCGAAGAAUCGCAACGAAGAACUAAAAGAGGAACCGAUGAUGUAUCACGAAGCACACCGGAAUAAUUAUAACAUCAAGAACUAUUGAAAGAAGAUAAACCGAAGUGACCGGAAGAAUAACAGCGAAAACGAAGGAAGAAUUACCACAGUAUCACAUAGAAAUGAUGGAACAUCUAGUAAUGAUGACAAGAAGCACAAUGGAGGAAGUAAACUGGAAAUGGCAUUAUUAGAUUGAGGGAGGAUGAUUUACGCGAUGAGCUGUGUCAUAUCUUACCACAUAAUAGUUACCUGUCUUCUCAAUUACGCUGUAAUAUACUUCUUAUCAAGCCAAUUAUUAAAGUUGCUGAAGUUGUCUUUCCUAAUCAAACAUUACGCUUAUUAUUAUGACAAUGAAAUGUGCUACUUAUAUUUAUUGAUAAAACGUAUAUUAUUAUGGUAUAAUUUUUAGUGACAUAUUAUAAUUAUAUUAAUAUUAAUAAAUACAUAAUUAAAUAAACCAUUUCUUAAUUUGUGUAACUCUUUUUUUCAAAAAAGAAAUCUUAUUUUUUACGAAUAUUCUAGAGAUAUCCAAUAAUUUUAAUUUUAUCUUAUUGUUAGCCACUGAGGCUAUAAUUGAAAUUUUCAAGCAUGGAGGAGCACUGAAAGAGAAAGUAACACAGUGUCGUAAGCGAGUACGUGAGCUCGACAACGUCGAGAGCGAAAUCUGUUAGUCUGUUAUUCGCUGUUCAAUAGGGACAACCUUCGACCACAUAUAAAUAUUUGUUGCGUUCUUAACAUUUUUUUACCAAAUAUUCAAGUAAAAUUCAAAAGUAAAUUGUAUGUUGUUUUAUAUGUAUGAGUGUACAUGCACCUUACUUGAAAACUUAGCUCAAUUGUAAAACAAAUUUUAAGAAAUUUCUUUCAUACUGUGUUAAAAAAAAGAUGUUACGGAUUUUAAUAUUUCUGUCGUGUAUCUGUUUAUAUUUGAGCUUGUCAAGUGCUCGUCCUGCAGAAGAACCAACAAGAUUCAUUCUCAGCAACGUACAAAAUGAUGCAGAGAACGCGUUACCCUCGAGAUUGGAACAAGCACAGGAAUUAUUAGGACGUGUCGCAGACGCAAUUAGAAUUGGCAGAGGAAGAUUUGUUAAUUCGAUAAUAUUGGCCAGAAACGUCGUUCUUGAUUACGCAGAGCAACUACCCGAUGGAGCUCAGAGCGAUUUAGAAAAUCCGAUUAGCAAAUCCAACAGUCCUAAUCAAAGUCGCAGAUCUCUAACAUCGGUGCAAACCACAAUGCCUACAGUUUUGUUCUCUCCCAGCACACAAGAAACAGUUCACCUAGUGAAUGAGAACGAGCAAGGAAUUUUAGAGAGACGAAAACCCGAUAACAUUAGGCAAUUUCUGGAUGGCUUACUAAGACCUACGCCGAUCGUUGAUGGAAUUAAAGAGGAGCAAAAAUACGGUAACAAGGGAGAUGGAUUUAGUGGAAUCGGGAGAGCGUUCAUUAAUGGUUACGAAAAUCUCAGUAAUUUCCUGAAUGUUCUAGUAGACCUUCCUAUGAAUGCUGCGAGACAGGCUUCCAAAGGAAUAACGCAAGCGUUGAAUGAAUUAGGGGCACGGAUCGUCGGACUACAGUAAUAAGCAUAAACGUGCGUAAGCACGCGAUUUUAAUCACCGAAUGUAAAUAAUUUCAAUAAAACAUAUUAAACAUAAAAAACAUUUUAUUUAAGAAAUCCAUUUAUUACACGAAAUCAAUUUAUUACACGAGGACACUUACAUGAAGAAGAUACAAAUUCAUGUAUAUCUAUGCACGCGAAGGUUACGUUAAAUUUAAUAAUAAUUAAAUAGUAUUUAGCAUCGGUAACAUUGUACAUUAACUCAAUUUUCAAGAAACGAUAAGAUAAAAUUUUACCAUAUAAGAAACUUCAAAACGCGUCAAGCGAGUCAGUUAGCCAAAAUUUAUUGUUCCCAGCGUGCUUGUUUCAUUUAAAAUAGACAAGUACUAUUU
This is a messenger RNA of Ooceraea biroi (clonal raider ant), 2998 nucleotides long. RefSeq lists its product as uncharacterized. NCBI's taxonomy places the organism in Eukaryota, Metazoa, Arthropoda, Insecta, Hymenoptera, Formicidae. The record is from RefSeq and is a predicted model, not a curated record.